This is a messenger RNA of Myripristis murdjan (pinecone soldierfish), 923 nucleotides long. RefSeq names its product LHFPL tetraspan subfamily member 4 protein-like. Bases 50 to 766 code for a protein of 238 amino acids. Gene Ontology annotation, cellular component: inhibitory synapse; plasma membrane; postsynaptic membrane. Gene Ontology annotation, molecular function: GABA receptor binding. The transcript has 4 exons. Gene Ontology annotation, biological process: gamma-aminobutyric acid receptor clustering; sensory perception of sound. The record is from RefSeq and is a predicted model, not a curated record. NCBI's taxonomy places the organism in Eukaryota, Metazoa, Chordata, Actinopteri, Holocentriformes, Holocentridae.
UUAAAAAUACUAAUAACAAAAUAAAAUAAUAAUAAAUUAAACUCCAAACAUGUUGCCUUCGCAAGAAGCCUCCAAGAUCUACCAUGACAAUUACAUGCGCAACUCCCGCGCCAUCGGGGUGCUGUGGGCCAUCUUCACCAUCUGCUUCGCCAUCGUCAACGUGGUGGUGUUCAUUCAGCCCUACUGGAUCGGCGACAGCGUCAACACGCCGCAGGCCGGCUACUUCGGCCUCUUCCACUACUGCGUGGGCAGCGGGCCGUCGCCCAGCCGGGAGCUCACCUGCGUGGGCAGCUUCUCCGACUUCAGCUCCAUCCCGUCCGGAGCCUUCAAGGCGGCCUCGGUGUUCGUGCUGCUGUCCAUGGUGCUGAUCCUCAGCUGCAUCGCCUGCAUGGCGCUCUUCUUCUUCUGCAACACCUCCACCGUCUACAAGACCUGCGCCUGGAUGCAGCUGCUGUGCGGAGUGUGCCUGGUGCUGGGCUGCAUGAUAUUCCCCGAUGGCUGGGACGCCGAGGUGAUCCGGGACAUGUGCGGGGAGCAGACGGGGAAAUACUCCCUGGGCGACUGCUCUGUGCGCUGGGCCUACAUGCUGGCCAUCAUGGGCAUCCUGGACGCCCUCAUCCUCUCCUUCCUGGCCUUCGUCCUGGGCAACCGGCAGACGGACUUUUACCUGGAUGACUUGCAGACAGAUAACAAAGAUUUUGCUGUGUCAAGGAUUGAAGUUCGGGACAGAAGAGAGCCGAGGUAUGGAGUGCAACGUCUUCACUGAGGGCGAUGUCUGCCCUGGACAACUUCUCUUCUCUUCUCUUCUCUUCUCUUCUCUUCUCUUCUCUUCUCUUCUCUUCUCUACAUUCUGCUCUUUGCUCUGCUCUACUCUAUUCUGCUCUACUCUACUCUUCAAUGAUCAGGAUACCACCCAAGCUCAA